AUGAGCUCGUACUUUGUGAACCCGCUGUACUCCAAGUACAAGGCGGCGGGCGAGGCCAUCAAUCCCACUUACUACGACUGUCACUUCGCGCCAGAGGUCGGCGGCCGCCACGCCGCCGCCGCCGCCUUGCAGCUCUAUGGCAACAGCGCCGCCGGCUUCCCGCACGCGCCCCCGCAGGCGCACGCGCACCCGCACCCGUCGCCGCCGCCUGCCGGGCCGGCUUGCGGUGGUGGGGGCGGCCCCGGUCCCGGCCAGGAGUACUUCCACCCCGGAGGGGGCAGCCCGGCCGCAGCCUACCAGGCCGCCCCCCCUCCGCCGCCGCCGCCUCCCCCCUGCGGCGGGAUUGCCUGUCACCGGGAGCCCGCGAAGUUUUACGGAUACGAUAACUUACAGAGACAGCCGAUUUUUACGACCCAGCAAGAGGCCGAGCUGGUACAAUAUCCUGACUGUAAAUCGUCCAGUGGUAAUAUUGGCGAGGACCCAGACCACUUAAAUCAGAGCUCGUCUCCUUCUCAAAUGUUUCCCUGGAUGAGACCACAAGCAGCUCCUGGUAGACGAAGAGGAAGACAAACCUACAGUCGAUUCCAAACCCUAGAGCUGGAAAAGGAAUUCCUUUUUAACCCUUAUCUGACCAGGAAGAGAAGAAUCGAGGUUUCCCACGCCUUGGCCCUCACCGAGAGACAGGUAAAAAUCUGGUUCCAGAACAGGAGAAUGAAAUGGAAAAAGGAGAACAACAAGGACAAAUUCCCGGUUUCCCGACAGGAGGUGAAGGAUGGGGAAACCAAAAAGGAAGCCCAAGAGCUGGAGGAAGACCGAGCCGAAGGCCCAACAAAUUAA
Molecule: messenger RNA, 837 nt
Organism: Globicephala melas (long-finned pilot whale)
Lineage: Eukaryota; Metazoa; Chordata; Mammalia; Artiodactyla; Delphinidae
Gene: HOXD8
Product: homeobox D8
Biological process (GO): regulation of transcription by RNA polymerase II
Cellular component (GO): nucleus
Molecular function (GO): RNA polymerase II transcription regulatory region sequence-specific DNA binding; DNA-binding transcription factor activity, RNA polymerase II-specific
Source: RefSeq, a predicted model, not a curated record